This is a messenger RNA of Acomys russatus (golden spiny mouse), 1585 nucleotides long. It is a transcript of the gene Krt23, whose product is annotated as keratin 23. The record is from RefSeq and is a predicted model, not a curated record. Gene Ontology annotation, molecular function: structural molecule activity. The transcript has 8 exons. The coding region runs from base 75 to 1343 and encodes 422 amino acids. NCBI's taxonomy places the organism in Eukaryota, Metazoa, Chordata, Mammalia, Rodentia, Muridae.
GCCAGUCUGAGGCAGCUCAGUUCUGCAGCGUCAGAGAGAGCAGAGAUAGGCCUGCUCCAUACGCAGAUGGGACCAUGAACUCCAGCCAUGGCUUUAGCCAGACCUACUCGGCCUCUGUCCACAGCCUUGGAGGCAGCUGGAGGAGGCCUGGGAGCGUCCCUAGGACCCCCAGCGUCCACGGAGGCGCAGGGGGUGUCCGCAUCUCCCUUUCCUUCACUACACCAGGCUGCCUGCCUCCUGGAGGGUCUUGGGGGUCUGGAAGAGGCGGCCCCCUGCUAGGUGGAAAUGGCAAGGCCACCAUGCAGAACCUCAAUGAUCGCCUGGCCACCUACCUGGAGAAGGUGCGCGCUCUAGAGGAGGCCAACUCGAAGCUGGAAAGCCGCAUCCUGCGGUGGCAUCAGGAGAGAGAACCCGACAACAAAAAAGAUUAUUCCCAAUAUGAGGAAGACAUCAGCCGCCUGCAGGAUCAGAUAGUGGAUGGUAAAAUGGCCAACGCUCACAUUGUUGUGCUCAUUGACAACGCCAGGAUGGCCGUGGAUGACUUCAACCUCAAGUAUGAAAAUGAACACUCCUUUAAGCAAGACUUGGAGAUUGAAGUUGAGGGCCUCCGAAAGACCUUGGAUGAUCUGACCAUUGUCACAACAGACCUGGAACAGGAAGUGGAGGGAAUGAGGAAAGAACUCAUCCUUAUGAAGAAGCGCCAUGAGCAGGAAAUGGAAGAGAAUCAUAUGCCAAGUGACUUCAAGGUCAACGUGAAGGUGGACACGACUCCAGGGGAGGAUCUGAUUAAGGUCUUGGAAGAUAUGAGGCAAGAGUACGAGUUGAUAAUAAAGAAGAAACAUCAAGAGCUGGACGCCUGGUUUAGAGAGCAGUCAGCAGCCAUGGCCCAGGAUGUGGCCAGCCCCGCACCUGUACAGGGCAACCAAAGUGAUAUCCAUGAGCUGAGACGAACAUUCCAGGCCCUAGAGAUUGACCUGCAGGCCCAGCACAACAGGAAAUCCGCUCUGGAAAACAUGCUGACAGAGACCCAGGCUCGGUACUCCUGCCGUCUCCAGGACAUGCAGGAGAUCAUUUCCCACUAUGAGGAGGAGCUGAUACAGCUACGCCAAGACCUAGAACGUCAAAACAAUGAACACAAGGUGUUGCUGGGCAUCAAAACCCACCUGGAGAAGGAAAUCGCCACCUACCGCCAGCUCCUGGAGGGAGACAGUGAAGGGACGAUGGAUGAACUUGAGUCAAGAAUGAAAGGAUCCGCAGCUUCAACGAUCAAGACCAUCACCCAAGAGAGCGUCAACGGAAGAGUAGUUCUUUCUCAAGUGAAUGAGAUCCAAAAGCAUGUGUGAGGCCAUUAAGUUUGCCUGUUAUAAAAAACCAUAUUCCCCCAAUGGGAAGUCCUUGCCCAGACACUAAUGGGUGAGUCUCAAUGAUAAUCCUUGGAGUUUUCGGAUUCAGAAACUUUUUUUCUAUAGUGACCCCACCAGACUCCCCAUGAUGCUCUUAAUAUAUUGCUGAAAGUUUUUGCGUGAAAGAAGAAGUUUGUGAAUUAAAGCUCUACUCUCCUGCUCUCCUGGUGCAGCCUUCGGGG